Molecule: messenger RNA, 1047 nt
Organism: Mesorhabditis spiculigera
Lineage: Eukaryota; Metazoa; Nematoda; Chromadorea; Rhabditida; Rhabditidae
Source: the annotation of a GenBank genome assembly
AUGAGGACGCCCGGCUGCUGGCGCUACGGCUGGAAGAUCGAGCCCUCGACAGCUUGCUACAACACGACAGCGCUGUCGUAUUAUAACUACAAGGGCAAGAGGGUCCCCAUGAAGCUCGUCCACAACGCCAGCCCCGGCAUCCAAAUGCUCCUCAAGCACCAUAUGUUUCAAAUGCCGUCCUGGCUGCUUACGACGCCUGCCACCACCGCUACUACGACGCAAUCAAAGCCUACUAAACCCGCCGAGCCGAAACCAACGGAAAGCGACGAUGAUAUCCGGAAGCGACAGUCGCAGCUUGAGAAUUCCGACCGCGAGUUGUACCAAUACCUGCUGCUCGUCCUGAGCUUCGGCGGCGCGUUGGCGAUCGGAGUGGCCUUCCAUGAGCUGGUCACGAGCGGGACAAAACAGUUUAACGUCACCUACGCAUGCCCCGACAUCCCGACGGAGCCGGACUACAUCGUGUUUUGCUACACGGAAUGGGUGAUGGAGCGAAAGGGGCACGAGCAAGCGCGGAUCGAGCCGAUGGGAUGCUGGCAGUACGGCUGGAAGAGGAGUCCCGAAAGGAGAGCCGAGUGCCAAAACCCAGCGACGAUGGCUGAGGGAGAUCUCCAAAAAUGGCCGCAAAAACCGAUAGAGCUGAUCAUGCCGGCCGGGAAGGGCCUAAUCGCACUGGCAGAUGAAUACGUCAAGGAUAUUGGAUGGAAUGGUGAAUAUGUUGGAUUCACGAGGACUGCGACCCGACCUGCCAAUUUUGUAUAUGAUCCGGAACCGACGGAAGACGCCGAUGAUAUCCUGAAGCGACAGUUGCAGCUCGAGCAUGCCGACCGCGAGUUCUACCAAUACGUGCUGAUCUUCUUGAGCGUCGCCGGCGCGGUCGCGAUUAUUGGCGGCGGGAAAUUGUGCAUCUACUUCGAACAGAAGAAACGGAACUUCCCCGAUCGGGAUCCGCCCCCAACUCCGCCGGCCAACCCGACGCCGAACGCGCCCACCAAUCCAGCCACUCCUACCGCGCAGACGACCACAACCACCACGAAUGAACAAAUCGCC